Molecule: messenger RNA, 954 nt
Organism: Pseudophryne corroboree (corroboree frog)
Lineage: Eukaryota; Metazoa; Chordata; Amphibia; Anura; Myobatrachidae
Product: olfactory receptor 5V1-like
Exons: 1
Coding region: 1-954 (317 amino acids)
Biological process (GO): G protein-coupled receptor signaling pathway; detection of chemical stimulus involved in sensory perception of smell
Cellular component (GO): plasma membrane
Molecular function (GO): olfactory receptor activity; G protein-coupled receptor activity
Source: RefSeq, a predicted model, not a curated record
AUGAAGGAAUAUCUCAUAAACUGCACAGUACAGAGAGACUUUCACCUCCUGGCGUUCUCCAUCUCUGAGGACCUUCAGCUUCUGCUCUUCACUGGGAUCCUGGUAAUGUACUUACUGACAGUGCUGGGGAACCUGAUUAUCACUGGUCUUAUAUAUGUGACCCCACAGCUCCACACUCCUAUGUACUAUUUCCUGUGUAACCUCUCAGUGCUGGACAUCGUCUACGUCUCCAGCGUUCUUCCAAAAUUCCUCUCUAUCUUGGUAAUGGGUGAUGCCAGAAUUGUCUUCCCAGCAUGCAUCACACAGAUGUUCUUCUUUACAUUUUGUGUUGGGGCAGAGUUUUUACUGCUAGCGUCUAUGGCCUAUGACCGCUAUGUCGCCAUCUGUGUUCCUCUACGUUACACAAUUAUUUUGACUAAACUAUUGUGUAUUACACUAUUUUCUAUCUCCUGGAUGGUUGGCUUUUUUAAUGCUUUAACACAUGCUGUGCUGGUUUCUACUUUAUCCUUCUGCAAUUCCCAAGACAUUAGUCAUUUCUACUGUGAUCUGAAAACCAUGAUUGCUCUCUCUAGUUGUGAUAUCACAGACAUUCAGAUGCUGGUAUCUGUGGAAUGUGUAUUUCUGGGACUUACGCCCUUUGUGCUGAUAUUAACCUCUUAUUCAAGUAUAAUUGCUACUAUCAUAAAGAUCCGUAGCUCGGCGGGUAGAGUAAAGGCUUUCUCCAGCUGCUCGUCCCAUCUCACCAUUGUAAUAUUAUUCUAUGGGACAUCGCUCGUCUCCUACAUGGUCCCAGAGUCGCAGCACUCUCCUGAACAAGACAAAUUUCUCUCCUUGCUGUACACAGCGGUGGUCCCGAUGUUAAACCCUCUAGUUUAUACUCUGAGAAACAAACAGGUCCUGAGAUCCUUAGACAAUAUUUUGAAAAGGCAGGAGAACAUGAAAGCUAGGCAUUAA